CAAAAUGGAUUUCACCUGUGUCUUUUUACUUUUUUUAAUGUGGCUACUAGAAAAUUUGAAGUUACUUCUGUGGCUAACUUUAUAGUUCUAUUGGACAUCACCGACCGCUCUAGGCUAUGGAAAAUUCUGUAGAACAAACAACUGGAAGUUGGAAGAAAAGACAGUAAGAAAUAGCAAGGAAGGGUGUGCUGUUGGGAGUUGCUUGGAGGUUGGCGGCGCAGGGCUGAAGGCUAGCAAACCGAGCGAUCAUGUCACACAAACAAAUUCACUAUUCGGACAAAUAUGACGAUGAGGAGUUUGAGUAUCGACAUGUCAUGCUGCCCAAGGACAUAGCCAAACUGGUCCCUAAAACCCAUUUGAUGUCUGAAUCUGAAUGGAGGAAUCUUGGCAUUCAGCAGAGUCAGGGAUGGGUCCAUUAUAUGACCCAUGAAUCAGAACCUCAUAUCUUGCUGUUCCGGCGCCCACCACCCAAGAAGCCAAAGAAAUGAAGCUGGCGAGCUACUUUUCAGACUCAAGCUUUACACAGCUGUCCUUACUUCCUAACAUCUUUCUGAUAACAUUAUUAUGUUGCCUUCUUGUUUCUCACUUUGAUAUUUAAAAGAUGUUCAAUACACUGUUUGAAUGUGCUGGUAACUGCUUUGCUUCUUGAGUAGAGCCACCACCACCAUAGCCCAGCCAGAUGAGUGCUCUGUGGACCCACAGCGUCAGCUGAGUGUGACCCUAGAAGGCACAAUGUGCUCUGUAUCCAGAACACACUUGGCAGAUGGAGGAAGCAUCUGAGUUUGAGACCAUGGCUGUUACAGGGAUCAUGUAAACUUGCUGUUUUUGUUUUUUCCUGCCUGGUGUUGUAUGUAA
Gorilla gorilla gorilla (western lowland gorilla) is the source of this 855-nucleotide messenger RNA. Its product is annotated as cyclin-dependent kinases regulatory subunit 1-like. Lineage: Eukaryota; Metazoa; Chordata; Mammalia; Primates; Hominidae. The coding region runs from base 249 to 488 and encodes 79 amino acids. The transcript has a single exon. Gene Ontology annotation, molecular function: cyclin-dependent protein serine/threonine kinase regulator activity. The record is from RefSeq and is a predicted model, not a curated record.